AUGCAUCUCGAUAUCGUCCUGAUCGCUGCGUUCCUAGGACCUACGCUUUCGUUUCCGUAUUCCAUAGAAAGUGUUCGUGAGGGAGCAACCAACGAAGCGGAUGUCGUAGCGACUUUAAAACCCGAAGGCGAAACUACCGCAACGCUAGCUGAAACAUUGCAGCAAAUCGAAGCGCCUUUAGUAUCUGAAAGUGAAACCGGCACAACAUUACCUGAAACAGAGGAACUCUUCCCAUCUGAAGACGAAACUACCCAUACCCUACCUGAAACAUCGCUACAAACUGAAGGGUCUCUAUUGCCUGAAAACGAAACCACAACGACAUCAUCUGAAGAAUCUGCUCCCAAAAAAGCAAAAUUCUUCUGUGGUCCUUCUGUAUGUGUUCCUUGUGCACCCGUAUGUUCUGUAUAUGGCGGUAUAGGAUUCGGUGGGCCCUGGGCUCCGCCAUUUGGACCGUGGAUGGGACCAUGGCCUGGACCUUACUGGCCUGCCCCAAUUCCUCCAAUGCCUGUAGCUCCUCCACAGCCUGCACAACCUGCACAACCUGCACAGCCUGCACCUGCUAAUCCUGCACCUGGUCCAGGUAUACCAGAUAUACUUAAUCCACUCAAACCACUUGUACCAGAUGUGAUUAAGCCACUUGUACCAGCUCCACUUAAACCGUUAGUUGGAGCUGCCAAUAAUGCACCUCAACCCGGCCAACCAAGUGCACCUUCAGGAUCAGGAUUCGGUAUAGGUGGAGCCAUCGCACCAUUUGGACCCUUUGGACCAGGCGUAUGGAUCAAUUGGGAGAAGGGCAAAGGAGUGCAUUCCGGCAUCAUUUUGAUCGCUCUGUUUUUGGGACCUGCGCUUCCCUUACCGUUUUUUGAAAAAAUUUAUGAUGGAUCAACCAGCGAAGCCAGUGUUCGUCUUUCACAAGCUGAAGAAGAGAUUACCACGUCGUCAUCGCAAGAAAGUGAAGAACCUUCACUAACUGGAGACGAAGCCACCACGUCGCCAUCCAAAAGAACUUUGGACGAGGAAAUUACAACGAUAUCACCUGAUACAUCGCCGCAAAGUGAUGGGCUAUUGCAGUCCGAAAACGAAACAACCACGUCGCUACCCGAGGACCCUCUGCAAACUAAAGGACCUAAGGGUCCAAGAAAGGCAAAAUGUUUCCCUGCUGCAUGUUUCACAUGUAUGCCGGUGUGCGCUUAUGUACCCUGGGUACCUGCUGCACCUGUAGCACCUGUACCAAUGGCACCAAUGCCUGUAGCACCUUGGCCGGGAUUCGGAUUUCCUUGGAGCCCAAUGGUGCCUGUACCUAUGGUGCCCAAUAUACCUAUGGUGCCGAAUGUACCAAUGCCGAAUGUACCCAUGCCGAAGCCAGAUCAGCCGGCUCCAAAUCCAAACCAGCCAGCUCCAAAUCCAAACCAGCCGGCACCAGACCCUAACCAGCCGGCUCCAAACCCAAACCAGCCGGCACCAAACCCUAACCAGCCGGCACCAAACCCUAACCAGCCGGCUCCAAACCCAAACCAGCCGGUUCCAAACCCUAACCAGCCGGUUCCAAACCCUAACCAGCCGGCACCAAACCCUAACCAGCCGGCUCCAAAUGGCGACAAUAACAAACCCCUCCAACCUGGAGAUCUUGUGCCGAAGGUACCAGGACUGCCAAAUCUGCCAGAUCCGAGAGACGACAAUAACAAACCCCUCCAACCUGGAGAUCUUGCGCCAAAGAUACCAGGCCUGCCAAAUCUGCCAGAUCCGAAUGACGACAAUAACAAACCUGUCCAACCUGGACCUCUUGUGCCGAAUAUACCAGGAAUACCUGGACUUCCAAACCCAAAUCAACCAGUCCCGAAUGACGACAAUAACAAACCACUCCAACCUGGAGAUCUUGCGUCGAAGAUACCCGGCCUGCCAAAUCUACCAGAUCUGAUUGGUGACAAUAACAAACCAGUUCAACCUGGGGAUCUUGUGCCGAAUAUGCCGGGACUGCCAGAUCCAAAUCUGCCGCCUAUACCUGGACUUCAACAUUGA
This is a messenger RNA of Haemonchus placei, 2019 nucleotides long. The record is from the annotation of a GenBank genome assembly. Lineage: Eukaryota; Metazoa; Nematoda; Chromadorea; Rhabditida; Trichostrongylidae.